AUGGAGUUGAAAGAGAAAUUAACACUCAUUGCAACACCAGCACUUGCACUUACAGCAGCUUCAAUAGCUUCUUAUUAUAUUGCAUCAUUAAAGAAAAAGAUUGAUAUAUUAAAUAAAAAGGCAGAAAAGGAGAGAGAGGACAAAGUACAAGCACAAAAGAUAUGUGAAGAACAGAGAAAAGGUAGAACUCGUGCAGAGAUUGAAUUGCGUAGAGUUGUAAACUCGUUAAAGGAGGAUAGAGAGAAUAGCAAUACCGAGAGACCACCUGAUUAUCCACCCAUUGGUUUCUUGGAGAGUGUCUAUAGAGAGAGAAAUGGUACACCAAGACAAGGAUUGGUUGUCACCAAGGGUAGAGCUAUCCUUCGUCUUCGUACCAACAUCAACCCUGUUCAUGCAUUGGAAGGACUCGAACAAUAUUCACAUGUAUGGCUCAUCUUUGUAUUCCACGAGAAUACCAACACUCUUAGAAGUGUUCGUCAAGACAGACCUGGCAGUAAUGUCAAGGCCAAGGUAUCACCACCAAGACUCGACGGUGUCAAAGUUGGUCUAUUCUCUACUCGUUCACCACACAGACCAAACGCUAUCGGUCUCUCUGCCGCUAAAAUCGAUAAAAUUGAAGGAAAUGCUUUACAUCUUUCUGGUAUCGAUUUAAUUGAUGGAACACCAAUUUUAGAUGUUAAACCAUAUCUUCAAAUGUAUGAUUCAAUUCCAGAGGCAAUUAAUCCAAGUUGGAUCUCUGAUUUUGUUCCACUUGAAGAUGUUGUCAUUUCUAAAGAGGCUGAUCAACAAUUGGCCGAGUUGGUUAAGCGCAAGGUACUCAAGUUUUACAACAACUUUGAUGAUGUUAGAACUGCAAUCUGUCAAGUAUUGAUCGAGGACAUUAGAUCGAUUAGAAAGAGAAAGUCUGACAAGGAGAGAGAAAAGGGUGAAAAGGCAGACGACCAAGAACAACAAGAAGAAGCUGGUCCAGAACAACAUAGAUUCUGUCUCGAUACUAUCAAUGUUUGCUUUACCGUUGAAAAUCAAAAGGCCUAUGUAUCUAAAAUCGAAUUGGAUCAAGUCCUAUUUGAUCAACAAAAAAAUAUUUAUCAACCUUCUGGAAUUUAUAAAGGUGAAAAAAAAUCAUCAAUUAACAAUAACAAUAACAAUCAAAAUAAUCAAAAUAAUAAUACCACACCAACAUCAACUUCACCAUCUUCAUCAUCUGAUACAUCUUCACCACCAAUAAUCAUGAAUCAACAAUCACCAUUGGAUUUAUAA
Molecule: messenger RNA, 1260 nt
Organism: Cavenderia fasciculata
Lineage: Eukaryota; Evosea; Eumycetozoa; Acytosteliales; Cavenderiaceae
Exons: 3
Coding region: 1-1260 (419 amino acids)
Source: RefSeq, a predicted model, not a curated record